AUGGCAUACCUGGGCGAUGUGGAGGCAAAAUAUCAUAUCUGGAAUAACAAGAAGAGCAAGGUUGAUUGGGCUUACGGUUCAGAAAUUAAUGACAAGAACUUUGAGGCACAAGUCAAAAUAACCAAAGAAUUGAAUGCAUUCAAUAAGCAACUGGGGAUUGAGUUUAAAAAGUACGACUGCACUCACUUUACACCAUAUAAUAGGAGACAGUUUGAGAAGAUGGCAGUUAUCGGCACCUCUGCCCUCAACUCAGAGGACGAGAAAAAGACAUUUGAUUUUACACCUGGAUUCCCAGAUUCCAUUAACAACACAAAGACCAAAGAGGGGUUAAUAAGAGAUGAAAAGGAGGGGACGGCAUACCUUGGCGAUGUGGACGCAAAACUGCUGGCUUGGAAUAACAAAAUAUUCGAGGUGAAUUGGGCUCACGUUUCAGAUAUCAAUGAAAUGAAUUUGGAGGCUAAAGUUAAACUGACCAAAGAAUUGAAUGCAUUUCAAAAGCAACAGUCGAUUGAGACUAAAAGGUACGACUGGACUCACUUUAUACCAUAUAAUAGGAGACAGUUUGAGAAGUUGGCAGUUAUCGGCAUCUCUGCCCUCAACUCUGCCGACGAGAAGAGGUUCAUUAAAGCUACGAAUAACAUGGAAAAGAUUUACAGCACAGCCAAAGUGUGUGUUAGUGGAAAUUGCAUGCUUGAAUUGGAUCCAGAUCUAACGAAAAUAAUGAGUGAAUCUAAGAAUUACAACGAACUCAGGCAGGCGUGGGUUAACUGGAGGGACGUUACCGGCAAGAAAAUGAGGAGAGAUUUCAUAUCUUAUUAUAAUUUAGGCAAUAAAGCGGCCAAACUUAAUGAACUGCCAAAUAUGAAGUUUGAGACUUUGGACGACUUGUGGCUAUUUUCGUGGGAAACGCCGGAUAUUAAGAAUCAAACGGAGAAUCUAUUGCUAGAAAUGAUGCCUUUCUAUGCGAAACUUCACGCAUAUGUUAGGAAACAUUUGAGGAAAGCAUAUCCCGGCAAAAUGCCUAAAGAUAAGACAAUACCCGCGCACAUUUUGGGCAAUAUGUGGGCUCAAGAGUGGAAUAAUAUCAUGAAUACGGUGCCCGGCGUUGAUCCAUAUCCCGGCGUACAGACCAUUGACGUGACAAAGGAAUUAGUGAAACAAAAUUAUACGGCGAAACGAAUGUUUGAAUUGUCGGACAAAUUCUUUAGUGAAUUGGGACUCAUGAAAGUGACCGACACUUUCUGGCAGAAGUCCAUCAUAGAGAAAGCCAAAGACAAAGAAAUGGUCUGCCAUGCUUCCGCCUGGGAUUUCUACGCCAAAACUGGUGAUGAUUUUAGGAUAAAAAUGUGUACCGAGAUCAAUAUGAAUUCUUCCGCCUGGGAUUUCUACGCCAAAACUGGUGAUGAUUUUAGGAUAAAAAUGUGUACCGAGAUCAAUAUGAAUGACUUGAUUGUAAUCCACCACGAGAUGGGACACAUC
Molecule: messenger RNA, 1479 nt
Organism: Oppiella nova
Lineage: Eukaryota; Metazoa; Arthropoda; Arachnida; Sarcoptiformes; Oppiidae
Source: the annotation of a GenBank genome assembly